Oryza brachyantha (malo sina) is the source of this 847-nucleotide messenger RNA. RefSeq names its product zinc finger protein ZIC 2. The record is from RefSeq and is a predicted model, not a curated record. The transcript has 3 exons. Lineage: Eukaryota; Viridiplantae; Streptophyta; Magnoliopsida; Poales; Poaceae. The coding region runs from base 1 to 612 and encodes 203 amino acids.
AUGCCGCCCCCUAUCCAGCAGCUGCGCAGCAAGCUGCUAGCAGCCCUGCUGCAUCCCUCCUUCAUCGUGCACCGCUCCCCUUCGCCGCACUCUUCUCCCUCCGCCCGCGCACCGUCGUCACGGCCACCGCCUCCCAGGCUGCCGCUGCUCCUCCUCCGCCCGCUCGCCUCCUCCUCCUCCUCCCCCGUCCCUCCCGCCACCACCACCAUCCGCCGCCGCCCCUCCGCCUCCUCCUCCGCCACCGCCACCGUCCGCCGCCGCGCGCGCACCCGCUCCCGCACCCGCCGCUCCAAGCCCCCCUCCGACGCCGGCGCCUCCUUCUCCGGCGACGACGGCGGCGGCGACUUCGGAUCCGGCGGAGGGGGAGGGGGCGGAGGCGGAGGAGGGGGUUGGUGGUGGAACCGCGGGUCCGGGUCCGGGGCUGGGUGGGACUCCUCCGAGCCGGACGUCCCCGCGCCGCGGAGGUCGGCGGCGGAGGCGGCGCUCGGGGUGGUGUACGAGCUCAUGUGCCUCAUCGCGCUCUCCAACUGCACCCAGUUCGCAGUGCGGAGGCUCGCGGGCCUCCUCGCCGCGCGCGUCGCGGCGCUGCGCUUCGUCCCCACCGUCUGCUGAGGGUUGGGGAAUCGGACGGUUCGGUCUCCUCCUGCCCUGAUCCCGUCUCUACCAUCGCCGGAUUCGUUCCUCUUGUGUGAAAUCCGCGCUUCUGUAUAUAUGUACCUGCCUGUGUUUCUAUGGGUCGGGGGGGGAUUGGGAUCGUUGUUCCGUCGUGCUCGCUUUUGGCGACCCGUCGAACAGCCACAAAUUCGUCGAAUUGAAAUGGAAAAACAAUUGAACAUAUCAUCUUUUA